Messenger RNA from Penicillium bovifimosum, 3261 nucleotides. RefSeq names its product RIC1 family protein. The coding region runs from base 1 to 3261 and encodes 1086 amino acids. Gene Ontology annotation, molecular function: protein binding. Gene Ontology annotation, biological process: intracellular protein transport; retrograde transport, endosome to Golgi. The record is from RefSeq and is a predicted model, not a curated record. Lineage: Eukaryota; Fungi; Ascomycota; Eurotiomycetes; Eurotiales; Aspergillaceae. Gene Ontology annotation, cellular component: cytosol; Golgi membrane; Ric1-Rgp1 guanyl-nucleotide exchange factor complex. The transcript has 5 exons.
AUGUACUGGCCCAAUGGGGUUCCCCGGGUCUACGCGGUCAACGGGCCCAACAUUGCCUAUGUCCCCUCCGAUGACGAUCACGAUAUCCAGGAAUCGAUUUCGAUCCAUGACCGCAGCUCCUCCGACAUUAACGAGAACACAAACGACGAUCGUGCUCAACAUGGGUCUCCAGGCUCCCUGCCCAAUGAGUCGCGAACCAAUCUUCCCUCAGAAACAGGCAAAGCAGGAUGGGGAGAGGAAGCUAUCAAGGGAAUCUGCGUAUCUCGCUCUGGUCUGAUGUUUGCUACAAUAUCAGAGUCGUCAAUUGCUCUUUGGCAGACUAGGCCUACAGCAGUGGUUACCGCUGUCACCCGUUCUAGAUUCUCCCUGGAAACAUAUGGCCCCAAUGUCUCACUCCUCAUGCGCCCGGAUUCAACUAUACUGGUUGUGCAGACCCUGAACGGUUACCUGCUCACAUACUCGGUGGCAUCGGCCUCAACAACUCGAGUUUAUCAACAACGAUUCGACCAUUCCACACAUCAUCGCCGUCAACAGUUAGCUCUGUUCUCUUCAGUUGAAGAGGCCAAUGUGGUUGGCGACCUGAGCAUCCGCUUCCGAAUGGCGAUCAAGGUCGAGUCGGGAAUCGUCAAGGCGCUGGCGCUGGACCAAGAACUUGUCGUCGCCACUGUGAAACCACCAGCCAUACAAUGCAUUCGCUGGACGCCUGAGGCGGGAACAACCCAAACCACCUCAGAGUUAUUGAGUCGCAUUCUGAAAACCCCCAAGAAGGUCUCUAUCGUGGACAUGGUUUAUGAUCGUGCAAUGAAUCUUCUGAUCUGGAUUACCAGCAAUGGUCAAGCAUAUGCUGUGCAACGCGAUUUGGGGACACAGCAAGACCAUGAAGUAAAAAGUCUGUUUCAUGGACAUUGCUUCCACGAUCCGAAAGAUGACGGAGAAAAGGCGCUCAAGGUGACUGUGAAUGCCCGGUUCUCCCUUUUAACGCUGAGCUGCUCCAACGGUGAGGUCCUAGUCUACACUGCGAAGGAUUACAUGGGCAACAUCCCACUUUCACAGAAGCUCCAUCUGCCAGCAACGCCUGCUACCACCGGCGCUCUAACUUUCAUGAGCUAUUCCCCAGAUGGAUAUUGUCUCUUUGCUGGGUUUGAAAAUGGCUGGGCAAUAUGGAGUGUCUUUGGAAAGGCCGGGGGGAAUAGCUUUUCGGUGGACUCGAAGUUGGCAAAGACCAAUGGGGAGGAUUGGUUGACUGGAGUUGCGGACGGAUGUUGGAUUGGCGGUGGGUCAGAUAUCAUUUUGUCUGGACGGAACGACCGUCGCCUGUGGGCGCUGGAGACAGCCCGCAGUGCCUUGACUGGUUGCUUUUCGUCUGCAAAUUUGGCUCGAGGCUUGCUGCAAACGGGGACUGAGUUCAUCCUCUACCGAGGGCAUGAUCUUCCAGAUCUCAUGACGAUCUCAGGAAAGGAUUCAUUGUGGCAUCAUGCCCAGUACCCUCCCGCAUAUCUCCAUUCACAGUGGCCGAUUCGAUCUUGCGUCGUGUCCCAAGAUGGACGAUAUGUUGCAAUCGCAGGUCGACGGGGUCUCGCACACUACAGCGUCAACAGUGGACGAUGGAAAGUAUUUGAAGAUUCACAGGCCGAGCAUUCGUUCGCGGUGCGGGGAGGCAUGUGUUGGUACGGUCACAUACUGAUCACAGCAGUCGAGAGCGACGGGUCAUACGAGAUCCGCCUGUAUUCACGCGAGGCUUCUCUCGGUAACAAUUCGAUCAUGUUCACCGAAUAUUUACCAUCUCCGGUUGUGUUCAUUGGCGCCUCUGGGGAAGAUUCUCUUUUGGUCUAUACCUACGAUAACAUUCUGUACCAUUAUAUCAUCAACUCAACACAACCCCAAAUAACCCUCGUCCCAGUUGGGCAGAUCGCGUUCAAUGGCAUUGUCCGCGCACCAACUCGCGUCCGAUCAAUCAGCUGGGUCUUACCCGAGGAGCAAAUACGAAAUGGUGAGCCAUCGCAAGACGUGAAAGUCGCAUCCGUUCUUCUACUCGUUGACGGAAAUUUGGUCCUGUUGCAGCCCACUGUGUCGGAUGCCGGCGAUCUCAAAUACGACAUGCGCGUAAUAUCCCAUGAUGUGGAGUAUUACAUCUUGAUGCGUGACCAGUUAUCCUUCAAUUUCUCACCCCAGAUGGAUGAACCCUUGCCUGCAAGUCCUUCGGUUGACAUGGCACUGGAGCCCCCUCACAACAGUCUGUCACUUAGGGACUCGCUAUGGAUGUUCCGUGGCCAAGAUUUGUUAGCUUGGAAUGAUGUUGAAGAUAUUUUGCGGGAGGAGACGGUGCCGGCGCCACUCAGUAUCCCUCUGGACUUUUAUCCACUGUCUGUCUUGCUGAACAAGGGCAUCGUGCUCGGCGUUGAAUCAGAAAUGAUCCAACGACGCGACGUGACAUUUACUGUUCUGAAGUUUGCCAUCCGGACGCACCUCUUCCUCCCAUAUAUCCUCCAAUAUGGCCUUAUCAAUGUUGGCACAGCUGCUGCCCUUGCUCUUUGUCGUCACUUCUCUCAUCUGUCUUAUUUUGCCCAUGGACUGGAGAUCCUGCUUCAUCACGUACUGGAUGACGAAGUGGACAAUAUCAGCCGAGCCAAUAAGAGUUUGAAACCACAAGAACGCGCGGAACCACUUCUUCCCACUGUCAUCGCUUUUCUUCAGGCGUCUCUGCCGGUCAGGGAGUACCUUGAGAUUGUUGUGCAAUGCACACGGAAAACCGAGCUCCGGUCAUGGCGAACGCUUUUCACCUACCUGCCUCCACCCAAAGACCUGUUCGAACAGGCCUUGAAACUUGAUGCCCUCAAAACCGCCGUUGGUUACCUGCUUGUGCUGCAAGCUUUUGAGGACGAUGAGGAGCAAGGGAAUGACGGCCGCAUCGAAGAAUACGUCGUUCGUUUAAUUGCUCUCGCCUCCCAAAAGGGCGACUGGGAGUUGUGUGCUGAGCUGGCCCGCUUCCUCAUUGCACUGGAUGCUUCUGGGGAUAUGCUCAAGCGCGCGAUUGCCCGAGUUGGUCUACGAUCCGACUCACGGCCUGCCACCAAGGGCGCACCCUCUGGCGCGGUCACUCGGUUUGGAUCUGCGGAAAUCCAUGGCCUGGGGUUGAACCUAGCAGUCAGGUCGCCAUCGUGGUCAUCUCUUUCCCGAACCUCGUCCCUGUCCCCUCUUCCCAGCGGGCGAGAUGGUGAUCUAUCAGAUGAAAACCCAUAUUCUGCAGAAGAUCCAUCUUGA